GGCCGAGUCGUCAGUCCCGCCCUCGGUUCUUUCGCGUUUUCGGUCAGUCUCCGUUCGACGUUCGAACGGUGAGGUGUGUAUAGCGCGUGUGCGCACGGUUACUGUGGCGUACUGCGAGGUUAUAAUGGACGCGCCCGGCGGAGCGCGGGAGCCCCGCUUCGGGUCGCCGUACGGUAUGGGACUCCUUGGGGACGUCGGUGACAUGUACGGCGCGGGCCGGCCGCCCAGCUCGCUCGGCGGCGGCGGGCUUCGGCCAGGGAUGCAGCCCUGCCCGGUGCCAAGGGCCGGCGUCAAGCGACCCUCGGACCAGUGCUACGACGAGAGGCCGUCACAGAGUCUCGGCCUGGAACACUGCCCCAUGCCUGAUAUAGCGGAUGAUGGUUAUGCAUCUCUUCAACCCAAAAAGUCUCCCCCGUCCAAUGGCAAGAAGACAAAAGGACGUGUAAAGAUCAAGAUGGAGUACAUAGACAAUAAACUUCGACGGUACACAACCUUCUCCAAGCGGAAGACGGGCAUCAUGAAGAAGGCAUACGAGCUGUCUACGCUGACGGGCACUCAAGUGAUGCUGCUAGUUGCAUCGGAGACAGGGCACGUGUACACUUUCGCGACGCGUAAGCUACAGCCCAUGAUCACGUCAGACUCGGGCAAGCGACUGAUACAGACAUGUCUCAACUCGCCCGAUCCGCCCACCACCAGCGAGCAGCGAAUGGCCGCCACCGGCUUCGAGGAGACGGAGCUCACCUACAACGUGGUUGACGAGGACAUGAAGAUACUCGUAGAGUCCACGAAAAACAAAUCGAAGCAAAAGGAGGAGCCAGCAUCAUCAGGGGACAGCGGAGAUGAGAGCGGCAGCGAGCCCGACUCGCCAGGUGACAAGAAAUCGCAUGCGCACGAGUGGCUGCCCACAGAUAACCUCGAGCGUACAAACAACAGAGAACCUACAAAAGACCACUUACCAUCAACGUCCACAUCUAGCCAGGAACCAGAGAGCAGUAAAUCCAGUCAAUCGCCAAUGGCAAAGAGUAUGCCAAAGAUCAACUUGCCAGGGGGUGCCAUGCUCUACCACUCGGGCGUGUUGGCAGGCGUCGGCUUGGAUGGACUUGGCACUAACCUAGGACUUGGCAACUUGGCAAUGGGAUACCCGCAUAGUUUCAUAUUAGGUCUUGCCAAUCAAGGACAGGAAGGUGCGUCAUCAUCAGGGCAGCCGCAGUUCAUCACGAUCCCGCUGUCAAUGGCGAUGGCGGCUGCGGGAGCGGGUGCUGGAAGUGCGGGAGCUGGGGCAGGCAGCAACGGCUGUCCCGCCUCCAGCGAUGACAGCAGCGAGCUGCAGGACCUCACUACUACAGACAGAAAGACCCUAUAACUACGACAAUGAUGCAAGCUGUAAGAAGCAUUACAUGAAUAUGGAAGUUAAAUUUCUCUUUGUUAUCUACCAAAGUAUGGAUAUUAGAAGCAAUAAUAGUUUGUAUUGUUUAUACAAAAUUAAUACUUAAAAUGUAUUUUUAAUAAUUUAUUCGUGUAUUCCAUAAAUUGCUUGCCAACAUUACAACGUAAGUUAAUAACGAACAAGUCGAGUUUACUGAAUUUAAUUUAUUAUAACUAUUGUAAUGAGUAUUUGUGUAACCGUCGGUUUCCACUGCUGAAGUACACAACAAUUCGAACCAUCCGACGAAAUAAGGUACAUUCUAUAUUGAAUCUGAAUUAAAUAUGCAUAAUUCGUUGUUGGAA
Messenger RNA from Papilio machaon (common yellow swallowtail), 1728 nucleotides. It is a transcript of the gene bs, whose product is annotated as serum response factor homolog. Gene Ontology annotation, molecular function: protein dimerization activity; RNA polymerase II cis-regulatory region sequence-specific DNA binding; DNA-binding transcription factor activity, RNA polymerase II-specific. Gene Ontology annotation, biological process: positive regulation of transcription by RNA polymerase II. NCBI's taxonomy places the organism in Eukaryota, Metazoa, Arthropoda, Insecta, Lepidoptera, Papilionidae. The record is from RefSeq and is a predicted model, not a curated record. The transcript is spliced from 7 exons. The coding region runs from base 125 to 1363 and encodes 412 amino acids.